Molecule: messenger RNA, 822 nt
Organism: Sclerotinia borealis F-4128
Lineage: Eukaryota; Fungi; Ascomycota; Leotiomycetes; Helotiales; Sclerotiniaceae
Source: the annotation of a GenBank genome assembly
AUGGAAACUAUCGACCCCUCCACCGGUAGACCUCUGCCUCCCGAUGCCCUUCAACGAAUCCUCUUCAUCGCACCAUUAGUCCACGUCUAUAACAUCCCACCUCUCACUUCUAAUAAAGGCUACGUAGCCUCUACCUGGACUGCCGACAAUAACAAACGACAAAUCUUCACUGCACGAAUCCGAAUUCUCGAAACAGCUAUCCCAGACAUAAAUGGCGAAGAGAAGGUGAAAGCAGAUAUAUUACUAGAGGAUCCAAGUAAUGGACAGUUAUUUGCCGCAGCUCCAUACACAAUAACGGAAGUGGUAGAACAAGUAUUGGAUAGUUCACGAUUUUUCGCAGUCAGGGUACAAGGAGAAGGGGGAAGGAAAGCUGUUUUGGGAAUUGGAUUUGAGGAGAGAUCAGAGGCGUUCGAUUUUAGUGUGGCAUUACAAGAAGUGAGGAAGACAUUAGGGAUUGAGGAACAAGGAGGUGGAAAAUCUGCAUCUGCGGGAGCGAUGAAGAAGGAGCAGGAAAAAUCGGAGGUUAAGAGGGAUUUUAGUUUGAAGGAGGGAGAGACUAUUACGGUUAAUAUUGGAGGGAGAGGUGCGGGCAGGAGAACAUCAAAGAAGAGUGGGGAGUUUGAGGAUGUGUUUGGUGGGUUUUCUUUACCACCUCCACCGGUUGGAGGAGGGAUGGGGGCAUUUUUACCACCACCACCUAGUGCACAGGCGAUCAAGGCUCAAAAGAGAUUAAGUCAGAAUACUAUGGAAGCCCCUUCAUUACCAGAACCAUCAGCUGAGGAGCUAGGGUUUGACGAUGGGGAGUUUGGGGAGUUUCAAUAG